CGAGUCGGUCAGCCAGCCGGGACGGCCUGGCCUGCCGGUUUCGCUCUCCUCCUCUGCCUGCUGCCGGCUUCCUCCGCCCCUCCCCUGGUGCUUUACACUGCGCUCAUGAGCUGGUCCCCAGAAGAGUGCAGGGGGCAGGGAGAGCCCCGCGACGAGAGACACACCCUCUGUGCCAGGCUGGUGGAGGGGCCCGGCAGCGGGGCCCCUGAGCGCCCCGAGUCUGGCCUGCGCCCCAUCGCCACCCGCACCGCCUCGGGACCUGCCCUGGCCUUCUGGCAGGCGGUGCUGGCCGGGGACGUGGGCUCUGUCGCCCGCAUUCUCGCCGACGCCAGCACGGGCCUGGCUCCAGAUUCCGUCUUUGACACCAGCGACCCAGAGCAGUGGAGGGAUUUCCGAUUCAACAUCCGCGCUCUGAGACUCUGGUCUCUGACAUAUGAAGAGGAGCUGACCACCCCCCUGCACGUGGCAGCCAGCCGGGGCCACGCAGAGGUCCUGCAGCUGCUGCUGAGGCGGCGGGCCAGGCCCGACAGCGCCCCUGGGGGCCACACCGCCCUGCACGAGGCCUGUGCGGGAGGCCACGCGGCCUGCGUCCGUGUGCUGCUGGCGGCUGGAGCAGACCCCAACAUCCCUGACCAGGACGGGAAACGCCCCCUGCACCUGUGUCGGGGGCCUGGCACCCUUGAGUGUGCAGAGCUGCUCUUGAGGUUCGGGGCGAGCGUGGACGGGCGGUCUGAGGAAGAGGAGGAGACGCCCCUGCUGGUGGCCGCCCGGCUGGGCCACGUGGAGCUGGCGGAGCUGCUGCUGCGACGGGGGGCGUGCCCCGAUCUGCUGCUGGCCCGCGGGGUCAGCGCCAACGCCAUGGACUUCGGGGGGCACACCGCCCUGCACUGCGCUCUGCAGGGCCCGGCGGCGGCCCUGGCCCAGGCCCCGGAGCACACGGUGCGGGCUCUGCUCAACCACGGCGCCGUCCGCAUCUGGCCCGGGGCGCUCCCCAAGGUGCUGGAACGCUGGUGCAGCUCCCCGAGGACCAUCGAGGUGCUGAUGAACACCUACAGCUCUGUGCGGCUGCCCGAGGAGGCCAGGGAUCUGGUGCCUCCCGAGACACUGCAGAAGCACCAGCACUUCUACUCCUCUCUCUUCGCCUUGGCGAGGCAGCCGCGGUCGCUGCAGCACCUGAGCCGCUGCGUGCUGCGCGCGCACCUGGCCCCCCGCCUGCCCCACGCCCUGCCCCGCCUGCCGCUGCCGCCCCGCCUGCUCCGCUACCUGCAGCUGGAGUUUGAGGAUGUGCUGUACUGAUGUCCACUGUUUUGGGGGUGCUGAAAGCAGAUGCCCCGGAAGGCUCAGCCUGCUUCUCCCAGGACCCUGACCCAGGACUGAGCUGCACCCACUCAGGUCCAGGUGGACCUCUCAGCACAGCGCCCAGCCCCACACAGGUGUGGGGGUGCAGCAGGGUCGUCUGAUGGCAAGAGCUGGGACCAUGGGGUCCCUGAGGGCCCCGCUGCCUACACGGCCCAUACAUGCAUUAAAGC
Condylura cristata (star-nosed mole) is the source of this 1529-nucleotide messenger RNA. It is a transcript of the gene ASB10, whose product is annotated as ankyrin repeat and SOCS box containing 10. Gene Ontology annotation, molecular function: protein binding. The record is from RefSeq and is a predicted model, not a curated record. NCBI's taxonomy places the organism in Eukaryota, Metazoa, Chordata, Mammalia, Eulipotyphla, Talpidae. Gene Ontology annotation, biological process: intracellular signal transduction. Bases 106 to 1296 code for a protein of 396 amino acids. The transcript is spliced from 7 exons.